Molecule: messenger RNA, 565 nt
Organism: Frankliniella occidentalis (western flower thrips)
Lineage: Eukaryota; Metazoa; Arthropoda; Insecta; Thysanoptera; Thripidae
Product: ribosomal protein 63, mitochondrial-like
Exons: 3
Coding region: 133-459 (108 amino acids)
Biological process (GO): mitochondrial translation
Cellular component (GO): mitochondrial ribosome
Molecular function (GO): structural constituent of ribosome
Source: RefSeq, a predicted model, not a curated record
GAGUGAGAGCUAUGUGCAGAUAGUCGCGGCGCAUGAGCAGAAGCCAAAACAAUCCAAAACCGUUUUCUGCUAUUUCGGUUUACGUUAUACUUAAUCCAUAUUGAUUCUGAUAUUAUUUAAAGAGAAGUUAAAAUGAGGCUUACUUUAGUUAACUUUUUCAAAGGGCAGUACCGUGGCAACAUGUUUAGUGGGAAGCGUAAGGUGCCUAAUAAAAUACGCUACUGGAUGAGAAGGGACCUUAUUGAAGACAUUCAGAGAGAGGAGCAGAAUAUGUUGUGGCUUCGACACCAUUACUUAAGCAAAGAACAAGUCAAAGGUUAUCGUUAUGAUCUCCAAAAAAACGAAGAAUUUUUCAAGAAAGUUAUUGACGCCAAGAAGAGCAACUUUCCAAAACAUGUAACAGUAGAAACUCAUCUUGGUUACCUUCGCCAUUUGGAUAGCUGGGAGAAUUUCAAAUAAUGUCAUAAGUCAUAGGAUAAUAGUUUGUUUCUUUUUUCUCUUCCCUGUUAUGUUUCCAGGCUGUACCUAUUUGUAUAGAAAUACACCUCUGGGCACCAGAUUAAUA